AUAGAAUACUCACGAUAUAACCUGGUGGAGACCAUUUAAACUCGAAUAUAAACUGGUGGAGACCAUUAAAACUCUGGAAUUUUUUUGAUUAUGAUGAUUCAAUGAUAUAACUUUUUUAUUUUUGUGGGAUAACCUGGCAGUUUGUGAGUUUAAUAACUCCGCCAACACACUUCAAAGUUAAAAAAAAAAAAAAAAAUAAUUUUCACAAAAUAAAUGGAUGAAUCAAAUAAUAAAACCUCUUCUACGAUUAGAAAGAACAUUGAAACAAGUUUUAAGGCGCUCGAAGGAUUUCUCACGACAUCAAAUGGUCUUAAAGACAAAAGCACUGCUUGGCGACAGCAGUCGAUUAUUGUGAAAUCCUUUGAUGAAGCACUGGCAAAUGAUCUAAUGGAACGUCAUUGGGAAUAUCACAAUAAUUCUCCUAAUGAUGAUGACAAUCAUGAAUUGUACAAAUUUUUGGAUAAUGUAUUAUCCGUUGAAAACAACAGAGAAGUAGAAUUUCCCAAUCUAAAUGGCAUGGAAUUUUCAAAUAAUUUCAAUGCAAACAAUGAAAUGUUCGAGGAGAUAUUUACUGAAAAUCCAAAACCCAUUAAUAAUAGUGUGAACAAAUCAUCAUAUCAGGAGACAUUAAGCGGUAGACAACCAGGAUCAUCAAGCAAAAAUCGCAAUACAAUGGAAAAUUUCCUACAAGAACAAAACUCAAAAGAUAAUCCCCAGUCAUCAUUUUCUACAGCUCGUCAGCUUUUAAAUGUGCAAACAUUAAAGAAACAGGAGAAUGGGCCGAUAAAACAGCAGCAUCAUUUAAAUAAUCAGCCGAAGCCAGAUAUAGGUUUUAAUUUUUCAGCUACUAAAAAAUCUUUAGGAUCAAUGGGUCGUGUGGUCAACGCUACUCGUAAAAGUUUUGUUUCACCAGUGCGCAGUGUAUCAAAAACAACUGGAGAUAAAGAUUCAGAGUCAAGAAAUGAGGAAAAUGUAGACCCUGAAUUGGCAAUGUUACUAACACACCCAGCUUUAAAAAAUGUAGACAUCAAAAUGGUUGAACUAAUAAAUAAUGAAAUAAUACAUAAAUUUAAACCUGUUGAUUGGAAUGAGAUUGCCGGUUUAGAAUAUGCUAAAUCGAUUAUAAAGGAAGCAGUGGUAUAUCCUUUAUUACGGCCAGAUAUAUUCACCGGUUUACGAAGACCCCCUAGAGGAAUAUUGCUUUUCGGGCCACCGGGUACUGGAAAAACGUUAAUUGGAAAAUGUAUAGCAUCUCAAUCCAGUUCAACAUUUUUCAGUAUUAGUUCGGCUUCAUUAACAUCUAAAUGGAUGGGGGAAGGUGAAAAAAUGGUUAGAACUUUAUUUGCCGUUGCCGUAGCACGACAGCCAGCGGUAAUAUUUAUAGAUGAAAUUGAUUCGUUGCUGUCGCAAAGAUCCGAAAAUGAAAAUGAGGGAACACGACGUCUAAAGACAGAAUUUCUUGUGCGUCUUGAUGGCGCUGCAACAUCAGAUGAUGAUCGUGUUUUAAUAGUUGGCGCCACAAAUAGACCUCAAGAAUUAGAUGAAGCUGUAAGACGACGCUUUGUAAAACGUCUUUAUGUUCCUCUGCCAGAAACAAAUGCUCGCGCUGAAAUUUUAACAAAUCUUCUUAAGACAGUUGAAAACAAUUUGAAUUCAAAUGAUAUUAAAACAAUAGCACAAUUGGCAGAUGGUUACUCUGGUGCUGAUAUGGACAGUUUAUGCCGUGAAGCGUCGAUGGAACCCUUGCGUUCGUUACCAGCUGAAAGUAUUAUUACAUUUCGUAAGGAGCAUCUACGUCCAGUGGAAAAAGAAGAUUUUUUCACAGCUCUUAAAAAGAUACGACCUAGUGUAUCUCAAAGUGAUCUUAAUCAGUAUGUCGAAUGGAAUAAGACGUAUGGUUCAAGUUACUAACCGAGUAAUUUCUCGUAUCAUAAAGUGUGAUGGUUCGAAAACACUUUGUUAAUAAAUAUAGAACCGAUAAUGCUGAGGAAUAGUUUGCAUUCCAUUUCAAAAAAAAUUAUUAAAAAAUUGUUUAUUUAAUGAUAAAAA
Lucilia cuprina (Australian sheep blowfly) is the source of this 2049-nucleotide messenger RNA. Its product is annotated as fidgetin-like protein 1. The record is from RefSeq and is a predicted model, not a curated record. Lineage: Eukaryota; Metazoa; Arthropoda; Insecta; Diptera; Calliphoridae. The coding region runs from base 214 to 1911 and encodes 565 amino acids. Gene Ontology annotation, molecular function: microtubule severing ATPase activity; ATP binding; ATP hydrolysis activity. The transcript is spliced from 7 exons.